This is a messenger RNA of Mandrillus leucophaeus (drill), 1923 nucleotides long. RefSeq names its product maelstrom spermatogenic transposon silencer (gene MAEL). Gene Ontology annotation, biological process: negative regulation of DNA-templated transcription; regulation of miRNA-mediated gene silencing; spermatogenesis. Gene Ontology annotation, cellular component: nucleus; P granule. NCBI's taxonomy places the organism in Eukaryota, Metazoa, Chordata, Mammalia, Primates, Cercopithecidae. The record is from RefSeq and is a predicted model, not a curated record. Gene Ontology annotation, molecular function: sequence-specific DNA binding. The transcript is spliced from 12 exons. Bases 260 to 1564 code for a protein of 434 amino acids.
GCACCCAGCCAAUCAGAGCACUUGCGACCUGCGACCGCGCUCUCCCCCCACCCUACCUCCAAGGCGGCACGAGCCAGAAUCUUCCAGUCUCAGGCUGUUUGUCCCCCCAGAGGGGCAAUGCGACUGCGCGCCCCGUCCUGAUUGGCCGAGAAUUGCGGGCUGCGUGCGCAGGCGCCUACCUCGGUUACUUAGGGCGGGAGCCCGGCGAGGGCGCCGGUGCUUUGUGCUGUCUGAGGCCGGGAAGCCAGGCCGCGCUGCCAUGCCGAACCGCAAGGCCAGCCGGAAUGCUUACUAUUUCUUCGUGCAGGAGAAGAUCCCCGAACUACGGCGACGAGGCCUGCCUGUGGCUCGCGUUGCUGAUGCCAUCCCCUACUGCUCCGCAGACUGGGCGCUUCUGAGGGAGGAAGAAAAGGAGAAAUACGCAGAAAUGGCUCGAGAGUGGAGGGCCGCUCAGGGAAAGGACUCUGGGCCUUCAGAGAAGCAGAAACCUGUUUUCACACCACUGAGGAAGCCAGGCAUGCUUGUACCAAAGCAGAAUGUUUCACCUCCAGAUAUGUCAACUUUGUCUUUAAAAGGUGAUCAAGCUCUCCUUGGAGGCAUUUUUUAUUUUUUGAACAUUUUUAGCCAUGGCGAGCUACCUCCUCAUUGUGAACAGCGCUUCCUCCCUUGUGAAAUUGGCUGUGUUAAGUAUUCUCUCCAAGAAGGUAUUAUGGCAGAUUUCCACAGUUUUAUAAAUCCUGGUGAAAUUCCACGAGGGUUUCGAUUUCAUUGUCAGGCUGCAAGUGAUUCUAGUCACAAGAUUCCUAUUUCAAAUUUUGAACGUGGGCAUAACCAAGCAACUGUGUUACAAAACCUUUAUAGAUUUAUUCAUCCCAACCCAGGGAACUGGCCACCUAUCUACUGCAAGUCUGAUGAUAGAACAAGAGUCAACUGGUGUUUGAAGCAUAUGGCAAAGGCAUCAGAAAUCAGGCAAGAUCUACAACUUCUUACUGUAGAGGACCUUGUAGUGGGGAUCUACCAACAAAAAUUUCUCAAGGAGCCUUCUAAGACUUGGAUUCGAAGCCUCCUAGAUGUGGCCAUGUGGGAUUAUUCUAGCAACACAAGGUGCAAGUGGCAUGAAGAAAAUGAUACUCUCUUCUGUGCUUUAGCUGUUUGCAAGAAGAUUGCGUACUGCAUCAGUAAUUCUCUGGCCACUCUCUUUGGAAUCCAGCUCACAGAGGCUCAUGUACCACUACAAGAUUAUGAGGCCAGCAAUAGUGUGACGCCCAAAAUGGUUGUAUUGGAUGCAGGGCGUUACCAGAAGCUGAGGGUCGGGAGUUCAGGAUUCUCUCAUUUCAACUCUGCUAAUCAGGAACAAAGAUCAAACACACCCAUUGGUGACUACCCAUCUAGGGCGAAAAUUUCUGGCCAAAACAGCAGUGUUCGGGGAAGAGGGAUUACCCGCUUACUAGAGAGCAUCUCCAAUUCCUCCAGCAAUAGCCACAAAUUCUCCAACUGUGAUACUUCACUCUCAUCUUACAUGUCCCAAAAAGAUGGAUACAAAUCCUUCUCUUCCUUAUCUUAAUGAUGGUACUCUUUUCAAUUUCUGAAAACAAUAACAGGCCCAAGUUCCUUCUUACUACAGUCAUAUUAAACAGAUCACAUCAAUGAUAAAUGUCACUACUAUAAAAACUACUUAAUUUGUAAGGAAAUUGUUUCAUAGAUUUAAAAAAAUUGUGGUUGGAGAGCAUCUUGGCAUUUGUACUUUUUUUCUUGAGGGAUUGUUCUGCUUCCUGGCUGUAUGAUGGGUAUAUCAUUAAAGUUUUGAGUCCUAUACGAACAAAACUGACAUUUUUAGAGUUGUACUUUUGGGAAUGUUAUAGAUUGAUAAUUAUUUCCCCUGAUAAUAAAGGUAUUGAAUGUCUGUUAUGAAAGGUUCUAAAA